UGUUGUGUUGUGUGCUGUCCACCGCCAAAUUCAAACAGUGAACGAAACAACAGCAAGACAGAGGGUCAUUUUUUUAAUCAACCGAUUCAUUAAGUUCAUCAUGGCAUCUUCAAUGAUGGAUGGGGUUGGUAAAGCUAUGGUAGGAGUCUGGCGGGCACAUACAGUCCUGGAUGAGUCUGAUGGACCAGACAGCUCCCCAGAAGCCCCUGAUCGUUUCCGCAAGCUCCGCUCCUCAUCAUCACUCAACAGUCUGCGAAUGUCUUUGAGGAAGCGUCUCCCACUUCGAUCCAUCCAGACAAACUCCCUUCCUGAAAAUCCAACCUGGGAAACACAACAGGAGCAACCAAAACCCAGCACAGUCCGCAAACUUACCCGCAGUGCACGAAACUCUAUCAGUGGAGUCUAUCAGAAAUUUCAGAGAAACAGGGAGUUUUCACGUGAGGAGUGUUUGGUUGCAACCCCAGGACGAACAUGUGAUGGGGAGGAACCUGUUGCCUCAACAUCUCGCACCCCAAAACGUACGCCCCGCAGACCUCCAACACCCAGACGCACCCCAAGAGCAACAGCUACACCAGGACGCACCCCAGGGUCUAGAAUGAAGAAGACACCUGAGGCAAGCGUACGGGGGGUGAAAACUGGAGGAGGCAGGAGGCAGCUGGUCCGCAUGGCUGCUUUACGGAGUCCAUUUGCAUCCCCCAACACUCAGAACCAGAGACUAAAAUUUGACAAAGAUCUGGAGUCCGUCUCUAGUGGACUGAGGAAACUCAAACAUCUGUCCAAAGCCUUUGAUGAACUCAUCGGCAGAGAUGACAGAGGCAGUACAAAGGAGCGUUUUGGAGGAACAAUGAUGAGAAAGUUGGACCCCAGCGGUAAACUCUGUCGCUCAAACCUCACACGUCGAGCAGUGAAUCUCUCAAACACAGUGGGAGGUUGGGCACACACAGCUGUAAACACUAUGCGCCAACCCAACUGAACUACAUGCAUGUGUGUGUUUUAUAAAACAGGACCUUUGUGGCCAUGUUCCACGUUUAUUGUUACUGUGGUGUCACUGUUACUUGUACGUCUUGGUGUCAGGAGACUGUUACAUGGCCACUUGUUUUCUUUUCUACCUAUGCUGUUUGUAUUUAGCAGUGUCCAAGUAAUUUUUGUGUGUUUACACAUCUCAGGUUAGCUAGUUGUGGAUAAAAAAUCCUCCCAUUAGCUACCAAAGGGAUAUUUUUAUUGUGGUUAUUUUGUACCUGUAGCUGCUACAACCAAAUGUCCUAGUUACAUUUUAAAACAAUACUAAUACUGUAGUUUGUAUUCUCACUCUGCAUAGAAAUGGUUUUCUACGUUCUUUAGCCUACUUAAAAUGAAAAUCUGCACAAAACCAAAAUUGUAUCUGCAGUACUAACACUAAGUUCAUUGACAAAGGGAGAUACAUUUCCUUGUACUUUAUACAUGUAUGCAAUAACGUUACUAACAUAUGCCACACACUCUAAAAUAUGAUUUGAUUAUGCCAAAUUGUAUGUGUAAAACUGUAUUUUCUAUGAAAGGGGAUGUUUUUUAUACAAGCAGUGUUCAAAUGGGAUUUAACUCUUUAUACAUAUAUAUUUUGUGAAGCAGACUCAGGCACCUGAAAUGGUCUGAGAUGAUCCAUGUGCCAGUACUGUACACAAAGAAUCAUCUGAUAAUGUGAGGAAUGAGAUGCAAUGGCUCAUUAGCUGAUGAUGAUUAUAAAGCCAUAUCCAACAGUUAUUACUAUACUGAACAAGCACCCUUAAAUGAA
Molecule: messenger RNA, 1768 nt
Organism: Sphaeramia orbicularis (orbiculate cardinalfish)
Lineage: Eukaryota; Metazoa; Chordata; Actinopteri; Kurtiformes; Apogonidae
Gene: pimreg
Product: PICALM interacting mitotic regulator
Exons: 5
Coding region: 101-973 (290 amino acids)
Source: RefSeq, a predicted model, not a curated record